GCUGACUAAUAAUACAAUAAAAUGACAAAGCAUGGAUUUAAUAUGUCAAAUAAACAUACUUUAUGAAACGAAAACUGCGAAAUUAAACUAGUUAUAAUUAAACUAUAAAAUGUAAUAUACAAAUACCUUCUCAUAUUCAAAACACAGUUUUACAAGUUUUGUUUAAUCAUGCAGUUCUAUAUAUCAUAUGAUUCAUUAUACAAAAGAAAAAGGCCAUACGCAGAAGACCAAUGACGUAAUUAACAUGAAAUCCUCUAAAAAAGAAAAGCCUCAAAAGUUACAAAGGGACAAUGGGAGCCAAGGUUUUAAAUGUUUUUUAUAACGAAAAUAAACAUCUCUAUAUUAAACGCCUUCAAAAACUUAUCAGCACAACCAAUUAGACGAUCAAUCACAUUUUUCAUAACCGAUAAUCAUAUAAAACUAUUAACAUACCUCAAUUCAAUAUGGGCCGCAUUGGAUUUUCUUUAGUUGAACAUCAAGUUUGUAUUGGAUCUGAUGUGCCCGGGACGUUCCAACCCGCAUAUGAACGGAAGAAAAUUUAUACUCUUCUCUACUUUUGUUCCAAAAUAAGUUAACUCACGAGGCUAACUUUUUUUUUCCUUAAUCACGGGUUAUCUGGAUCAAAGUUAAGUAAUGUCCUAAGGAAGAUAUUACUGACGACUAAUCUGACCUCUAAUUUUCUAAUGAAACAUAAUACAUGACUUCAUUUUCAUCGGGCUAUCUAACUUAGUUAUAAGUCUCAGGCUAUGAAUUAAUGAUUAACCAAAGGUUGAGAAAAACAAAACUAUAAAGAUGAUAGAAUUGCAACUGAUUUCAUUAUCAUGUAGAACCAAUGUCUUGCUGACAAAAUUUAACAAAACAAAUUGUAACAGAAAGUGAAAUAAUAAAAAUGGCAGCAGUAUAUUUUUUUUUUUUUGGACAACGGCAGCAGUAUAAUAUGAUAUGAAACUAUGCUUCAGGAACAAUUGAAUGCAAAUGAAGAGCCGGAUGUUGCUCAUGCAUGGGGUACCCAAACGGCUUCAUGGUUCAUAUUGUUAACACUUGUCACGCAUUAGUUACUCUACCGACUCAUACUCUACUGACUCACAGACUUGCUAUUAAACUCCAAUUCUUACCGUUUGUUGAUAAAACAGAACCCAAAAAAUAAUUCAAAUACUAAAAGAAAAUCAAAAAACAGAACCAAGAAACAUACCAGAAAAGAGUUGUUUCAUCAAACAAACAAACUGAUCACAUAUCAGAAACAUAUUAAAAAAAGCAAGACACUAAAGAAAAUAUAUAAAGAAGAUUGAAACAUCAUCGAAAAAGAAUAGAAAAAUCUUUAAAAGACAGGACUUCUUCAAGAUACAUAGCAACAUGACGGACGCCCACACUGCCCGGACGAUCGUUGGAAUAAUCGGAAACGUGAUCUCUUUCGGCUUGUUCUGCUCUCCAAUACCAACGAUGAUAAAGAUAUGGAAGAUGAAGUCAGUAUCGGAGUUUAAGCCAGAUCCGUACCUAGCCACGGUUUUAAACUGCAUGAUGUGGAGUUUUUAUGGACUUCCUUUUGUCCAUCCCGAUAGUCUCCUCGUCGUUACCAUUAAUGGAACUGGUCUUUUCAUGGAACUCGUUUAUGUCACUAUCUUCUUCAUCUUCGCUACCUCAGCUAUCCGCAGAAAGAUCACAAUAGCUAUGGUGGUUGAGAUGAUAUUCAUGGCAGUGGUGAUCUUCUGCACAUUGUACUUUUUGCAUACAACAAAACAAAGAUCUAUGCUUAUUGGGAUCAUGUGCAUUGUUUUCAAUGUUAUCAUGUAUGCUUCUCCUCUAACCGUGAUGAGACUUGUGAUAAAGACAAAGAGCGUGAAGUACAUGCCGUUCUUCCUGUCACUAGCCAGCUUCAUGAACGGAGUCGUUUGGGUCAUUUAUGCAUGUCUUAAGUUCGACCCAUAUAUUUUGAUACCAAAUGGCCUUGGAUCCCUAUCCGGAUUAGUACAACUUAUAUUAUACGCAACUUACUAUAAAACAACGAACUGGAACGAUGAAGAUGGAGAUAAAGAAAAGCGGUUUACUAAUGCUGAAAUCCAGCUUGACCGAGCUUGACACUUGCAGCUAUGGAUGGUAGUGUCCAGCUUCAUCGUUAGGUUAAGAAUUAGAAUCAGAAGAGAUGCUAAUGAAGAUACAAAAAUGAAGAACGAGGAAGCCCCGAAGUUGUAAGCUUUUCUUGAGUAGGAAGAAAGAAAAGGAUGUCACUUUUUUUUUUUGUUGGUUGGAAACUGAAAUGAUUAUAAUUUUGGCAAGUUGAAUCUACGUAAUUUGUUACAGUUAUAGUAGUUUUAUUAGAUUAUUUUGUACU
This is a messenger RNA of Brassica rapa (field mustard), 2329 nucleotides long. Its product is annotated as bidirectional sugar transporter SWEET5. Gene Ontology annotation, biological process: carbohydrate transport. Gene Ontology annotation, cellular component: membrane. Gene Ontology annotation, molecular function: sugar transmembrane transporter activity. The record is from RefSeq and is a predicted model, not a curated record. Lineage: Eukaryota; Viridiplantae; Streptophyta; Magnoliopsida; Brassicales; Brassicaceae.